AUGUCCCGCGACCACUACACCCCCGGCACUCUCUUUGCCACCAGUGGCAACACUGCCAACGCGAACAACAGCACAAAUAACAACACAAACACCACCAAUAACAACACUACCACCAUUGACACAGACAGUAAUGCCUCCUCCUUGCUAGACAGAAUCGACCAGCUAGAUCUCCAUGCCUUCAUCGAGAGCAACAACCCUCCUCCCAGCUCUGUUCCCAACGACACCUCGUUGGCUCCUGUGGUGUCCAGCGACGACUACUCUCUCUUCCACCCCACUGUAUCUCUCAACAACACCAACCUCCUCACUGGCAACUCCCUACAGCCCAUAUACUCUUCUCCCAACAACUACCAGCUAACCACUUACAACUCAAACACAAACUUGGUUGCAAAUCCAAGCCAAGUUGAUUUAACCAAUUCCAAUUCCAAUUCCAAUUCCAAUUCCAAUUCCAACUCCAACUCCAACAUCAACCACAUCGAUAGAAAAAACCUUAUUUUGGAUGACAACAACAAUCCUAACAACAACGAUUCUAAUACUAAUCUGCAUAUCAAUCAGAACAUUACUGACAACAACUUGAAUGUCUACAUAUCCAAUCCUCCAUCCUCCAUCUCUUCUGAAAAGAAAAACUGGUCCUCAAAAUUAAAAUCAAAACUAACGUUAAAUUCAAAACUAUCUUUUUCAACCCAUUUUUAUACUAUUCUUUUCCUCCUAAUAUCCUUAUCAAGUGCCAUCAUCAUACUCGUCCUUCAAAUUACAAUGUCAAUUAUCUUCAAUCUUCACUAUAUCGAAAACAAUACUCAAAAAACACUUAAAAAGAGAGCAAUACUAACAUACCUUUCUUUAUUUAUUUGUUCAGAAUUUUAUCAAGUCAUUCUAACCAUAACUUCCUUAAAAUUUAAAUCAAAUAUUCAAAUCCUCCUACUCAUUAUAUUUUUAUCCUGCAUGCUAAUCUAUUCAGGCAUCCAAUUCUACGAACUAAAAACUCAUCUAGAGCAAAAUCUAAACACCUUUCAUAAAAUCAUUGUCAAAUCUUGUUCAAUUGCAAUCAUUUGCAUAUCCUCUUCAGUCUUACUAUCUCAAUCCCUAAUUUUUUUUCUAAAAAUUAAACCAGAAUUCAAUUGGUAUAAUUUUAAAAAAAUAGGCGCUUCAAUCGAAUUCAAAAUUUUCUUGAAAAACUUCCAGGUUUUUAGAACCUUACUAUAUCUAGAUGGCUUUUUCAUACCAGUUUUCACCAUUCAGUUUCUAAUCAUCCUAAAGAAUCCAAUCGUCGAAAUCAUUCUAACUAGCCUUGUUAUCCCCCUCAGUAUAUUAAUCCUAAUUUCCUCUGAUCUUGCCUCUUGUUUAGAAUUCUUUAAACUAUCUCUAUUCAAUCUAUUCUUCCAACUAUUAGGCCUAUCCUUUUUAAUCUUUAAAUUAGUUCGAAUAUACACAAGUGAUACAAAACCUGGUGAAUACUACCCAGGCAGAAAAUCCUUAACUGUAUUUGCGAGCUUCUCCAUUUUUCUACUAAUUUUAACUAUUUUCUUUCAGUUAAAAAUCAUCCUGAACUUUAAUAAAGGCUUAAAGCCCUUCAUAUCAAAAUCAUGGUCUGUUUUUAUUCAAAAAAAUAUAAUCUUAUCAAAAUUAAUUAAAAUCGAUCACGAUAAUCAUGAUAAUGAUCACAAUAGCGCUAUCACUGAUAAUAAUGAUAACGACAAUUUUCAAAAUUAUAAUAACUCCAACAAUUAUAACAAUGAUUACAAUAUCAACAACAUCAACAAUAUCAACAAUUCUAACCAAUCUAACACCAUUGUACAAAAUGACAAAUCUAACAACUACUCCAACUACAAACCUCCUCACUUCAAUUCCAAUAUUCAUCAUGGACAUAUGGAUCUGAUUGAAUUAAAUCAAAAGCCAACAUCCAGAGCUGAUGUUAUCAGACCCAGAUUGUCAAUUGAUUGAAUUUUACUUUAAUUUCCACAUUUUUUACAUUUUUUUACAUUUUUUUACAUUU
This is a messenger RNA of Ascoidea rubescens DSM 1968, 1990 nucleotides long. RefSeq lists its product as uncharacterized. The transcript has a single exon. The record is from RefSeq and is a predicted model, not a curated record. Gene Ontology annotation, cellular component: Golgi apparatus. Bases 1 to 1938 code for a protein of 645 amino acids. Lineage: Eukaryota; Fungi; Ascomycota; Saccharomycetes; Ascoideales; Ascoideaceae.